AUGUACCGCUCAACCAAAGGAGCUUCCAAGGCUCGACGGGACCAGAUCAACGCCGAGAUCCGGAACCUGAAGGACUUGUUGCCCAUAUCUGAAGCAGAUAAAGCACGGCUCUCAUACCUGCACAUCAUGUCACUAGCCUCCAUGUACACCAGGAAAUCCGUCUUCUUCACUCAAGCGGGGACUGCUGCUAAUCUCGAGGAGUGCGCGAGGUUUCUGUCUUUCCACGAGCUGUCGGAGCUGACGCAGGCCCUGCCGGGAUUUCUGAUGCUGGUGACCGGGGAAGGGAAGCUCCUGUACCUGUCAGACAGCGUCUCCGAGCACCUCGGACACUCCAUGGUGGAUCUUGUGGCACAGGGAGACAGUGUUUAUGAUAUCAUCGACGCCUCAGACCACUUUAUCAUGAGGAGCAACCUGUCAGUCUCCACCUCACUUGAGACCGACCGUCUCUUCCGCUGCCGUUUCAACACCUCCAAGUCCGUGCGGAGGCAGAGCGCCGGGAACAAGCUGGUUCUGAUCCGGGCUCGCUGCCUCUCCCCCCCCUCCGGAGCCCCUGCCGCCGGAACCUACUGGACCGCCAACACGGUGUGGGUGUGUUUCUGCUCCCCUCUGGAGCCCCACCCGAGCCGCUCCGGCCCCGGGGCAGACCCGGAGUCCACCUCCACCCCUCCCCCGGCGGACACCAACUUGUUCCUGCCCUGCUUCCACUCCGAGCACUCCCGGGACAUGAGGCUGCAGACUGCCCAGCAAAGUGUGAGCGCCUUUCUCGGCUUUGAUGUGACAGAUUUGCGCUCCUGCUCCUGGUACAGCCUCCUCCACCCACAGGAUCUGUCACAUGCCUCCGCUCAGCACCGCAGCCUAUUGAGAGAGGGAGGAGAGGGCAGAGCUGAGAUGGUGGUGCGCGUGCAAGCCCAGGACCAGUCGUGGGUUUGGAUCUACAUGGUGCUUCAGCUGCAGCCCGGUGAAAUCCCCAUCAGCAGCAACAACUACAUCAUCAGUGAGUCUGAGGCGUGGUCCGUGCGUCAGCAGCUCACCUCCGAGGCGACUCAGUUGACUCUGGUUCUGAGCAGCGGCACCUCUCAGCAGGAGGGUCUGAGCCUCCAGUCCCCAGAGACCCUGUCCAGCCCGGACCAGGUCUUCACCCCGGGCAGCAGCGGCCUCUCCGCCCAGUCCUUUGACUUCAGCACGGCCGGCUGCAGCGUGGGCUCCUCUGAUGAGCGCGGGAGCUCUGCGGCGGAGGCCAUGCAGGUGGAGGGAGACCCCCGCUCCAGUAUCUCCUCUCUGGAGGAAGACAGCUUCUUCAAGCAGCAUCCCCCCGAAAGCCCCUCAGCUGCUUCCUCCCCAACCCCCGUCACUGUUGAAACGGUAGCAGACUUGGACUUUUUGACCCAGAACAUCCUCCUGCCGCCGUCCUUCCAGCUGGACCCCGCUCUGCCAGCUCUCCCCCUGCCACUCCCCCCUGUCUCCACCUCACAAGCUCAGCAGCAGACCAAAGAGUUUGUGUGCACACCGCCCUAUACCCCCCACAUCGUUGGGUCCAACUUCCCCUUCGGUGAGCCCCUCUUCAGCUUUGAACCGGCUGGAACUACCACUCCACCUCCUUCUACGACAACCGCCACCUCCACCACCUCCAUGGCCCCGACAGCUUCUUCCUCAGACCCCCCUACUACGACCACAAGCCCCUCUCCCCCCACCUCCUUGUCCACCAAGCUCCCCCUCACCCUUUCCACCACAUCCACUGACUUCCUGUUCCCCAUCGAGCACGGCAGCGGCUCUCUGUACGAAAAACUCCCCCCCACGCCCGACAGCCCCGGGGACGACGGUGACUGCACAGUGAUGACCCUGCCCGAGGUUCGGGGUCCGCUGUAUGUAGAUGUUCCAUUUGGGCCCCUCCAGUCUCCCCCAGAGGGCCUCCUCACCCCUGAGGCGUCUCCUGGUAAAUACCCUUACCUCUCCUUCUUCUCCCUGGAGAGAGAGAGGGAGAAGGAGAGGGCAGAGAUCUCCCUGUUAGCUCAGCACAUCAGCUCUCUGGCAGAGGGCUUCUACCUGGAUCCUCUCCUGUCCAAACUGUCUCCUCCCUCCAUGUCACCCUCUUCCGCGCCUCCCUCCCCCUUCCUGUCACCCGCCGUAGAAACUGCUGAUGAUGUUGAUUCGGGUCACAUGCUUAGGGAGUUUUAUCCCAUCAAAGCGUGGAGAGGCCUGGACAUUCCCAUGUUCCUCGACGAUGACGAAUCUCUGUUUGAAGAGAGCAUCUUAGAAACCCUCCUCCAAGACACCUUCGUUCCCCCCCAGUCCCCCAGCCUCACCUCCUCCCCCUCCCCUAUGCUGAACCCCUGCAGCCCACUCUCUCCUCAGACCCCAGUGUGCUGGCGCCAACCCUCCCAGUUUGAGGGAGCGAGCCACUUCUGUAGCGUCCAAUCGGCGCAAUGUAACUCCACGGCCGGGUGCGGCGCGGCUGCUGAGGCCCGGGCGAUGGCGAUGGCGGAGGGUGAGGGGCUGGCGGAGGAAGCAAUGGAGAUCGAGGUGGUGUCAUCUCCUGUGUCUUCCUGCUCCUCCAUCCCAGCGUCCCCUCCCCUCAUCCUCACGGCCUCCCCCAGACCAGCCUUCUCCACGCCCAUCGCCUCGCCUGGGCCCGCUGUGUCUUGCAAUCAGUCCCUCCUGGAGGAACUGGCUGUCCUGGAACCCAUGUUCGGGGCAGGUGCCUCGAUCGCCCCUGGCUUAGGGCAACAACCUGAGUUGUAUCAACUCCAAUGUCAUCCAUCGCCACAGUGCUUCCACAAAGAUGGGAGUGGAAGUGUUCCUCCGUUCUAA
Messenger RNA from Trematomus bernacchii (emerald rockcod), 2808 nucleotides. RefSeq names its product neuronal PAS domain protein 4a (gene npas4a). NCBI's taxonomy places the organism in Eukaryota, Metazoa, Chordata, Actinopteri, Perciformes, Nototheniidae. The record is from RefSeq and is a predicted model, not a curated record. Gene Ontology annotation, molecular function: DNA-binding transcription factor activity, RNA polymerase II-specific; protein dimerization activity; RNA polymerase II transcription regulatory region sequence-specific DNA binding. Gene Ontology annotation, biological process: regulation of transcription by RNA polymerase II.